Alligator mississippiensis (American alligator) is the source of this 1637-nucleotide messenger RNA. It is a transcript of the gene NSMCE1, whose product is annotated as NSE1 homolog, SMC5-SMC6 complex component. Gene Ontology annotation, molecular function: ubiquitin-protein transferase activity. The record is from RefSeq and is a predicted model, not a curated record. NCBI's taxonomy places the organism in Eukaryota, Metazoa, Chordata, Crocodylia, Alligatoridae. Bases 186 to 974 code for a protein of 262 amino acids. The transcript has 7 exons. Gene Ontology annotation, cellular component: nucleus; Smc5-Smc6 complex. Gene Ontology annotation, biological process: double-strand break repair via homologous recombination; DNA damage tolerance.
GCGCCGGCCGUGUGCACGUGUAGGCCCGCCCCGCCCCGUUAGGCCUCUUGGCGCGUUUGGGCCUCGCUGCCCGCCCGUCCGCCGGCCGAGCGGAGCGGAGCGGUCCCCUCAGGCGUGUGGCGGGUUCGGGAGCAGCGCGGGGCGGCCCGGGGCCGGGGCCGAGCCCGCGCCGUGUCCGCAGCGCCAUGGCCUCGGCGAUGGGCGACGGGCAUCGCCGCUUCCUGCAGGCGCUGAUGUCGCACGGCAUCGUGGAGGGCUCGGAGGCGAGGCGGCUGCACAGGCUCUGCUGCGAGGUGCACAAAGUCUACUAUGCUCAUGAUAAAUUGGAUGACUUCAUCAACGUUAUAAACACCCAUCUGCAGCCUCUGUUUAUGCAGAUCCGGAAAGGAAUAUCUGAAGAGGACGGGAGAGCCCAUUACGCGCUGGUUAAUCUGGCAGAAACUGAAAUAACUAAAAUGGCAUCUGACUAUGCAGAAAAUGAGUUGGAAUUGUUCAGAAAAACUAUGGAUCUGAUUAUCUGCUCAGAAAAUGGCUUUGCAUCUUCCACAAACAUUCUGAACCUUGUUGACCAACUUAAAACAAAGAAAAUGAAGAAAAAGGAAGCAGAGCAAGUGCUGAAAAACUUGGUGCAGGAUAAGUGGCUUUCUGAGAGAGAAGGGGAGUACACUUUGCACACUCGCUGCAUAAUGGAGAUGGAGCAAUACAUACUUAACAACUACCAAGACAUGGCAAGAAAGUGCAACAUCUGUCACAGCCUUGCCAUUCAGAGUCAAGUGUGUGAAACCUGUGGCAUUGGAAUGCACUUACCUUGUGUUGGAAAAUAUUUCAAAACUCAGACCGAGCCACGCUGUCCCCAGUGCAAUGAUUUCUGGCCUCAUGAAAUUCCAGAGAUAAAUAGGACAGAUUCCCACCUGCCCUCCAGCUCCCCUGGGGAGAGAAGGACAGCCUCAUCCUCAAGAACAAGGCGGCUUUAGAAAGAGCAGCUAUUCAGUUUUAGCAUGAAGACGUCAUUCUGCAAGCGGGAAUGCCUGUGGGACAAAAGCAGCUGCUGCUUUAUAGAUUUUAUUCUGUAAAAAACCUUGCCAGUGUGAAAAUAAAACUUCCACUUUGGCCUCCCUGCUUCACGGUCCAGCUUGGUGCCAGCACCACUGCAGUUAGUGCAGCUCUCUUGUUAAGCACCCGUAGCCACAUGGCUGUUAGUGAGGGCCCUGUGUCUGGGGAAGAGCAGAAGACUGGACUGCUGGAGGCUGAGUUCUCUUAGCCUGAAUGGAGCCGUGUCCAGCCAAGUGGCAUGGACCUGCUGCACCAUGUUCUGUGCAAAUCCCCCAAGCUGGGCUCCACGCUUAUGCUGCGCACACGCUGUAACUGUUUUGAAGUAGGUGAAGUCCAUGCACUUUGUUGGUGAAAUGCUGUCUAUGCCCCUGACAGGACUAGUGCAUCUUACUUGUGAAUUCCAGCCCUUCACUCCCAGCCUCCCUAUUUCCUGCACUCUUUAACUGCUACAAACCUGACAGGUGGCACCAGGUGCACAGCUUGAGGUUUCUCAAGGUUUAGGAACUUGUUUUAAGCCGCUUUUUCUUUUUUAAAUCCCUCAGUGUCCUGAUAGUUUCUGGUUAUAAUAAAUUGCAAGGCAUGCA